This is a messenger RNA of Cloeon dipterum, 2675 nucleotides long. It is a transcript of the gene rt, whose product is annotated as Protein O-mannosyltransferase rt. The record is from RefSeq and is a predicted model, not a curated record. The transcript is spliced from 14 exons. Gene Ontology annotation, molecular function: dolichyl-phosphate-mannose-protein mannosyltransferase activity. NCBI's taxonomy places the organism in Eukaryota, Metazoa, Arthropoda, Insecta, Ephemeroptera, Baetidae. The coding region runs from base 182 to 2557 and encodes 791 amino acids. Gene Ontology annotation, cellular component: membrane; endoplasmic reticulum. Gene Ontology annotation, biological process: protein O-linked glycosylation via mannose.
AUCCAGCCAAGAUGCGCAGUCUCAGAUGUUUGUAAUUUGAUGUUUAUGUUUUCCGAAAAUUAAGGAGGAUUCAGAGGCAAACGAAGUUCAGGUUUAAUGACCAUGACGACCAACAAUAAUUAAUCAGCAAGAUUACUUGCCAGAAUAAAGAUCAAUAGUAUGAAAGUCUCUUCUUAAAAUCAUGGGAGUGCUGCAGCCAACACAAGAUGCAGAACUUAUUAACAGGAAAGCAUCCAAAAAGGGGAAAACUGAUAAAGAUUUGCUGAAACGCAAUAAGAUCACUGAAUCUGAACCAGAUACUGAAAAGAGAGAAAUGGAGACUGACAGCAAGCGCCCAACUCAAAAUCCGACUGAAUUAAACCUUCAGCCUGUUAAAUUUCAGUGCCAAAUAAGCUUCCAAUUCGAUUUGGCAUCUCUUAUUUGCCUCGUCGUUGGAAUUGCUACAAGGUUCUACAACCUCACUCAGCCUCACAGUAUUGUGUUUGACGAGCUACACUACGGGAAAUAUGUCAGUUUAUACAUGAAAAGGACGUUUUUCUUUGACUCGCAACCGCCGCUCGGCAAACAGCUGAUUGCCCUGGCCGCUUACAUUGGUGGAUACACUGGCGAUUUCAAAUUCGUCGCCAUCGGAGCUGCUUAUCCAGAAAACUUCCCUCUCUUUGCCGUGAGGUUCAUUCCCGCACUGUGCGGCGCCUUGCUACCAGUGUCCGUCUACUACCUGCUCCUCCAGCUUGGACUGAAGCAACUCACAGCAGCCACAGCAGCAUUCCUCAUUCUUUUCGACAAUGCGCUAUUGACCCAAUCGAGGUUCAUUUUAAUGGAGCCCAUGCUGCUGCUGUUCAGCGUGUUUGGACUUUACUGUUUACUAAAGUUCAUUCGCUGCCGUGAAUCUCCUUAUACGUUCGCCUGGUUCGCUUGGCUGAUUGUCGGCCUAUUUUCCCUCACUGCUGCUGUCUGUAUUAAAUUCGUUGGACUGUGCUCGUUGCUGUUGGGAUUCUAUGUCGUGUGGAGAGACAUGUGGAGUCUGGUUGCCAACAAGAAUCUCAGUAUUUGGUCGCUCGUGAGCCAAGCCCUUGUCAGAGCGGUCGUUCUUUUCGCUGUUCCGGUUGCGCUCUACCUGAGUCUGUUCCACGUCCACCUUUCGAUCCUCAACAAGGCCGGCCCUCACGACAGCGUGAUGACUUCGGCAUUCCAAGCAAGUCUAGAGGGAGGUCUUGCGUCAAUCACCAAAGGCCAGCCACUGCAAAUCGCCCACGGCUCGCAAAUCACGCUGCGCCACUCGCAUGGACGGACAUGCUGGAUGCACUCGCAUGCGGCGGUUUAUCCAGUUCGAUAUCCGGACAAGAGAGGUUCCAGCCAUCAGCAACAGGUCACGUGCUACAGUUUCAAGGACGUGAACAACUGGUGGAUUGUGAAAAGACCAAGCAGAUCUGACCUGGCUGUCAGCCGGCCAAUUGACGCUAUAAAAGACGGAGAUAUCAUUCAACUGGUGCACGGAAUGACGAGUCGAGCGUUGAAUUCCCAUGACGUUGCGGCCCCAGUAUCUCCUCAAAAUCAGGAGGUGUCCUGCUACAUUGAUUACAACAUUUCCAUGCCUGCUCAGAACUUGUGGAGGGUGGAUAUUAUUAAUAAAGAUCAGGUUGGCGAUGUCUGGCACACAAUCGAGAGCAUGGUUCGUUUGGUCCACGUCAAUACCUCACAAGCGCUCAAGUUCAGCGGGAAGCAGCUGCCUGAUUGGGGCUUCAAUCAGCACGAAAUUGUCACGGACCGAGUUGUGAUCCAAGACGAUACAGUUUGGAAUGUCGAGGAGCAUCGAUACACAAAGAGUGACGAUCAGAAAGAAAGAGAGCGAGAUAUGGUUCAUGCUGAAAUGAUACCCACUCGACCGACGACACUGUCGUUCUGGGACAAAAUCGUCGAGCUGCACAUGAAAAUGCUGUUUUCUUCAAGUGACACUCUGCAAGAUCACAUGUAUUCCAGCCAGCCCCUGGAUUGGCCGCUGCUGAGCAGAGGUAUUGCUUACUGGGUCAACACCACAACAAAUGCGCAAGUCCACCUCAUAGGAAACGUUGCCAUUUGGUACUCGGGGACGAUUGCUAUCUUUUCUUACUGCGUACUUUUGGUCUGGUAUUUGUGCCGAAUGAGAAGGAAAAUUUAUGAUAUCAGCGCUGACGAGUGGGCUAGAUUUGAUCUUGUGCUGGAAAUAGCGCUAUUUGGAUACGGAAUCAACAUGCUUCCAUACUUUUGUGUGGAAAGAACCCUCUUUCUUCAUCACUACCUGCCAGCCUUGGUUUUUAAAAUCGUCUUGCUGGCUGCGUUUACCGAGCAUGCUUUGACCGUGGCAAGAUCCUGCCGAUGGAGUAACUUAAUUUAUUGGCCGCUUCAAAUUCUGUUUGCUAGUUGGCUGUUGAUGAUUCUCUACGUAUUUGUUCAAUUUGCACCUCUUUCGUACGGCUGCAGUUCUUUUACUGUUCAGCAACUUCUUAGUUUGAGGUGGAGAGACUCUUGGGAUUUUAUCAUGCAGCGUAGUGCCCUUGAUGUCGAUAUGUUAUUAUGAACUUGGUUGGGGAUCAGUAAUCUCAGAAAUGACAAUUAUAUUUCUCUUUUAUAAUUUGCAGCUAUAUAAAAUAUGGUUAUGUGCCGAAUUUUAUUAAAUAUAGAAGUCGCUUUUAUUU